UGAGGGGGUGUGACCCACCUAAACAGACGAAACAACCGGUCCAAGGUCAACUUCUUCUCUUUACCCUUAGCCUCUAUUAGCUAUCACCAACCCAGAAAUUAUACAUAUAUUGCAUUAAAAGUAUAUGAGUAUAAGAAAUAAUAUAUAUUGCAUAUAUGUGUGUGUGUGUGCGCGCGCUUCUUCUUCUGGGUCUGAGCUCUCUCUCUCUCUCUCUCUCUCUCUGGAAGGUAGAAGUUGUAGAACCUGCUAAUUGAAGAGAGAGAUCUUAAUUUUAUUUGGGGGAAUGAGGAAGCCGUGCUGUGAUAAACAAGGGACCAACAAGGGUGCAUGGUCCAAGCAAGAAGAUCAGAAGCUCAUUGACUACAUAAGAUCCCAUGGGGAAGGCUCUUGGCGCUCCCUUCCUAAGGCUGCAGGACUGCAUCGUUGUGGGAAAAGUUGUAGGCUGAGAUGGAUAAACUACCUAAGACCAGACAUUAAGAGGGGAAACUUUGCACAAGACGAAGAAGAUCUCAUUAUCAAGCUCCACGCCCUCCUUGGCAACCGGUGGUCGCUGAUAGCUGGUAGAUUGCCGGGAAGAACCGACAACGAGGUAAAGAACUACUGGAACUCUCACAUCAAGCGAAAGCUCAUCAGCAUGGGCAUUGAUCCAAAUAACCACCGCUUGAACCAAACCCUUCCCACUCCCUAUCCAAAUCCACCCUCUGCCUCCAUGAACGACGCAUCCCAGCCGUUGAAAUCCUGCGCGGCCGUCGACAACGAUAGGAUUUCUGACGCUGCCAGCUGCCUCGACGACGAGACGCCGGCCGCCGCGCCCCACGUUGACCUCGAUCUCACCAUUGCCGCCCCUUCUCCUAAGCCUCUCUCUACUACUGUGCAGCAGAAGCGUCAAAUCGUUGAUAAGUUGGUAAUAGCUGAGGACGUCGGGACCGACGAGCCACCUCCUACGACUCUUCUUCUGUUUAGCUAAUUGGACUGUUAUUAUUAUUUUUGUUUUAGUCGUUAGUUAUCAUCUUAAUUAAUUAUUGUAAAACAUCAAGACAAGGUGAAAAAAUAAGUGAGAAGCAUUUAUUUA
Molecule: messenger RNA, 1072 nt
Organism: Malania oleifera
Lineage: Eukaryota; Viridiplantae; Streptophyta; Magnoliopsida; Santalales; Ximeniaceae
Product: myb-related protein 330-like
Exons: 3
Coding region: 284-967 (227 amino acids)
Source: RefSeq, a predicted model, not a curated record